AGUAGUGUAAAAUUGACUUUCACAGAAAUGCUGUCAUUUGAUCUUCACUGGGGCCCUAUGGGCUGCUUUUUUCCUGUUUUAUAGAUAAAUUUUCUCAUCUAUUCUCAGAAUAGUUGCUCUCUGUUUGAGGGGAAAAAACGUUCAGGGAGAAGCGUCAUAUGUCAAGAGGACCCGAGGGGAUAGCUCACAGCCAAGACCUCAGGGAGACACAUGAGGAAUGAGGAAGAGGAAUCCUGAUCCAGAGAUGAAUUACUGCCUCCUCCAACCCUUCAAGGUGGCAGAAGGCUAUGGUACCAAGUCCAGGAGCCAACGUGCUGGAAUUCAUCUUGGGUCUCCUACUGAGGAAAUGGCUCUACAUAAGAAUAUGGGAGAGGAAAACCCAAAGUGGGCCCAUGAGAAACUCGAUAGUUAAGCUUCAGGCCUGUUGGGGAAUGAUGGACAGACCUUUCAGAGCUUCUGAAAGUUGGGGAUCACAUUUCCUAAAGAUACAACAGGAAAUUGAUUCCAAACAGCAGAAAGAAGUACAGGGAAUCAUGGAAUUGGCCUGGUCUAGCUGUCUUGAGAGGUGUGGGUCGUGGAGUUUUCAGGUUAGGGUCUGUGGCUUCUGGGGCACUAUGUGCCUUUCAAUUCCUGAGAAACUGAGUCACUCCCUCGGGUAGUGAAACAUUCAUGCCAACUGUAUUCUCUGUAUCCCAAAGAAAUCAGUGAAGCAUAUAAGAAGGCUGGACAAUUAGUCUUAGACAUUAAUCUUGUGUGCAAUCAUUGUAUCCUGGCAGUUAUAAUUCUAUUCUUCUUUGUAGCUGCCAUUAUAUUCUGUAUCUGAUAAGGGUAUAAAAAGUCUGAUUGCUUGCAAUAAACUUGUCUCAACCUUAGGUUUUCGGAGACCCCUUC
This is a messenger RNA of Mus musculus (house mouse), 891 nucleotides long. RefSeq names its product predicted gene 5544. Lineage: Eukaryota; Metazoa; Chordata; Mammalia; Rodentia; Muridae. The record is from RefSeq and is marked predicted. Bases 288 to 659 code for a protein of 123 amino acids. The transcript is spliced from 2 exons.